Messenger RNA from Sycon ciliatum, 2327 nucleotides. Its product is annotated as katanin p60 ATPase-containing subunit A-like 2. Lineage: Eukaryota; Metazoa; Porifera; Calcarea; Leucosolenida; Sycettidae. Gene Ontology annotation, molecular function: protein binding; ATP binding; ATP hydrolysis activity. The coding region runs from base 305 to 2047 and encodes 580 amino acids. The record is from RefSeq and is a predicted model, not a curated record. The transcript has 19 exons.
UUCCUGAUUUUGGGAGCCGCUGCACUCUCCCUGGCAGCGAAUGUGAAGGGCCAAGGACAGAAUGAACCAUUGAAAGAGAAACUCGACGUUGCAGUAGACCUGCAGGAUUUUGCUGACGUUUGCAGCCUUCCCUAGCUCACCUCAUCAAGGGCAGGAGAAAGAAGCUAGCUGCUACAUGCGACAUGGACUGCUUGUGCCAGUAGCGCACAAGAUAUCGAUAGCAGCCCUGGCUGAAAGUUCAACUGGCCGAAAUCAGACCUUUUCGGGUGUACAGCGAAACUGUGACUAACAUCGCAGAGACUCGAUGAUGAGUCAGGACCUAAGCUACCUGCAACUGAAGCAUGCCAACGAGGCGAGAGUCAGUGAAGAGGCGAAGACAGCUCAAACACGCAAAGAUCUGCUCAUCCUCACACUGGAGUACCUGCGAGAUGAAGGCUACCUGCAAAGUGUCCAGACGCUGGAAAGAGAGAGCGGACUCAGUUUGAACCGAUACGGACUGUGUGACAAUGUUGAUCUGCCCUUGAUCCUACAGGAGUUUGAAUCGUAUCACUAUGUGAAGUUCCGUCGCAUUCCGAAGAUCAGCAAGAAGCUUGCAGGAGAUGGACACCCUGGAUCUGGUCACAAGAUCAAGGGACACCACACUCUGCCCAAGCUUCACCCAACACCACCGUUGCCCCGCCGAGCCGGCAAUUCCUCAUCAAGCACAGCUAGCAUAACAGCUAAUCCAAGUGAAGGCAAGUCGACCAGCCUGGCAACACAGCUUCGAAACAACCACAAACCAUUUACACUGCAUUCCAACGGCAAUGGAACCGAGCCUAGUCGCAAGCAGCGACACACAAACUCCGACAAACUUCCCGGGGAGAGAGGAGAUCGGGUGGCAGUUGUACCACCGGAACGCUGCAACUCACCGUCACCUCUGUCAGCGCAGAACGAGGUUCUCUUCAUACAGGGCAGUCAGCCGAAACCAGCGGCAGCAGCAGCAGGAGUAGGUGGCAGACAGGUGAUUGACAUGCGGUCCAUGCUGAAAGAUGCAAUCGGUGGCAUUCCACAAGUCACAGAAACACAGCAGGAUCGAUUGCUCAAGCCUAUAGCUGGUAUGUCGGGAUUCACAGGGGAAAUGAGAGACCUAGCCGAAGUCAUAAGUCGGGAAAUCUACUCAGAAGACCCUGAUGUUCACUGGAAGGACAUCAUUGGUCUUGAGGGAGCCAAACGGCUUAUCAAGGAAGCCGUUGUCUAUCCCAUAAAGUACCCCCAGAUCUUCACUGGAAUAUUGUCGCCAUGGAAAGGGCUGCUACUCUACGGGCCUCCAGGUACUGGUAAGACGUUGAUGGCAAAGGCUGUUGCAACCGAAUGCCACACUACCUUCUUCAAUAUCUCAGCGUCCACCAUCGUCAGCAAAUGGCGUGGAGAUUCAGAGAAACUUGUGAAGGUUCUCUUUGAGCUGGCACGCUAUCAUGCGCCGUCAACGAUAUUCCUCGACGAGCUGGACUCGGUCAUGAGCAAGCGAGGGUCAGGUGAUGGAAUGAGUGAGCAUGAGGGAAGUCGGCGUUUGAAAACGGAGCUACUUGUGCAAAUGGACGGACUGGCAAAGUCAUCUGACAAUGUCUUUGUACUUGCUGCCAGCAAUCUGCCCUGGGAACUGGACGCGGCUAUGCUUCGGCGUCUUGAAAAGCGUAUCAUUGUUGAUCUACCCGUAGAGGCUGCACGCAAAGCGAUGAUGGAGCAUUACUUGCCACCACACACACCCGCUGAGAAUGGCGGCCUUGCCAUCUCUUCCUCGCUGGACUAUGGAAAACUAGCUCAGAUGACGGAGAACUAUUCUGGAUCAGACAUCAAGCUUGUCUGCAAAGAGGCAGCCAUGCGGCCAGUGAGGCGUAUUUUCGACUGCCUCGAAAACUAUGAGGCUAGCGGAGGGGAAUUUCCCCAGCUGACAGUGCGACCUAUUGAGAUGUCCGAUGUGGAAGCAGCACUGGAGCACACUAAGCCUUCAGCGCAUCACAUGGCCAAGAAAUACCAGGCAUUCCAGCGCGACUUCGAGUCAACAUGAGAAUUGGCUUUUGCAUGAUAUGGUAUCAUAGCUUCAACACGACACUAGCAUUACCUAUCAUUAUUAUUAUCUACUGUAUCUACCAUCAACCAAACACCAGGCAUAGAUCCUAAUGCUAUACAUAAUAUCAUUUUAACCUUGAUGUACAGUUUGCAAUGUUCUGUUGAGAUGAAGUUCUUUUCUUGAAAGUAUUGGAAUACAUUUAUCAUAACUUAUUGACACUCUCUUGACAAGAUGACUAUAAAGAUGGUUUAAUAAGAUGUGCAAUCAUAUACGUUAA